AAUGGGUGUAGGUUAGAGUACGCUUGAUUGAUCAAUUCUGGACUUUGACCCUGCAGCCUUCUCUCACUUUAACACCUCAAGAGAAGAAACUCAGACACACACAACAGCAUUACAGAAUGAUUAACACGAAGUACGGACACCUCGGUGACUUCAGGGCGUUGGUCAUCAUGCAACACUCUCUGGUCCUCUUUAUUUUGACAUAUUCUUGUGGAGGUCAUUCUCAGGUGAUUGGUUCGUCUCAGCCAAUAGUGGCAAUAGUUGGUGAUGAUGUAAUUUUGCCUUGUCAACUUGAGCCUGCUGUGGAUGCUCGUGAAAUAACAGUGGAGUGGGCAAGACCUGACCUGAACCCCAAGUAUGUCUUCUUAUGGCGAGACGGCACAGAGCUUCAACGGGACAAACAUCCGAUGUACAAGGGGAGAACAUCACUGUCUGAAGAUAAACUGAGGUGUGGAGACAUUUCACUGAAACUCACCGAGGUGAAACUCUCUGAUUCAGGAGCAUACAGAUGCCUUGUUCUUUCAACCAAAAAAGAAUAUGUAAUUAAGCUGACUGCAGGUUCUGUAUCUUUACCGACCGUGAGCAUUUCCAAAGCCAGCAGUGGAGUGGAUCUUCAGUGUAAAUCUGAAGGCUGGUAUCCAGAGCCUGAGGUGUUGUGGCUGGACGGUGAGGGAAACCUCCUCUCUGCUGGAUCUACAGAGACCAUCAGAGGUCCCAAUGAUCUCUAUACUGUCAGCAGCAGAGUGACUGUGGAGAGGAGACACAACAACAUGUUCACCUGUAGAGUCACACAGAACAACAUCAACCAGACCAGAGAGGCACUCAUACAUGUUUCAGAUGAGCUCUUCAUGGUCCAGUCUAGUUCUAUUGUCCGCAUCACCAUCUGUGUCAUUGUGUGCUUCGUGUCGAUCGUUGCAGUUGUUCUUGUUGUGAGGAAAUGUGGACAAAACAAGAAAAGCAAGAAGCACCAUGAGGGUGAGACUGACCUGGGAAAAAGAAAAAUGUUCAGACAUGACAUUGAACAUCAGCUUCUGUUGGAGAAAGAAGGAGACGGAGAUCAACCCAUGACUGGAAAUGAGAAGAUGAAGUUAUUAGAUAAUAUAAAGGCUAAACAAGAUGAGAAGUUAGAGAAGAAAGAGAGAGAACUGGAACUUGUACAACAUGUGAUUACAACACUGACGGAGCAGAAGGAGGAUCUGAAUAUACUGAAAGAUAAACUCACCUCACUACAGCAGGAAGACAUGGUACUGAUAGAGAAGAAACAGAUGAAAGUGGAAGACAGUUACAGAGACAAAACAAAGAAGAAACAUGAAAAGGCUAAAGAAUAUCUGGAGAAGAGAAAGACAGUACAUGAUGAACUGUUAAAGAACACAGAGACACAGCUGGAGUCAACAGAUGCUUUGAUUAACAGAAUGACUGAGAGGAAAGGGAAACUAGAGAAUGAUAAGGAACAAAUCAUAAAGGACCUCAAAGAAACAAAGAGGAAGAGAGAAGAGCUUCAGAGAAAGAGAGAAGAGGUUCAGAAACAGAUUCAGAGAGAUGAGAUUCAGAGAAGAGAGAUUCAGAGAGAAGAGAUUCAGAGAGAAGAGAUUCAGAGAGAAGAGAUUCAGAGAGACGAGAUUCAGAGAGAAGAGAUUCAGAGAGAAGAGAUUCAGAGAGAACAGAUUCAGAGAGACGAGAUUCAGAGAGAAGAGAUUCAGAGAGAAGAGAUUUUAUCAUACGUUAACACAUUUACACGGAGGUCGAACGUCCAUUUGAUCUUCUCUUCAAUUGUGGAGGCUUCUUUUCUUGUUCGGGAGAAAAGGGAUCAGCAGCCUUCUCUCACUUUAACACCUGAAGAGAGGAAACUCGGACACACACAACAGGUCUCCAGGAUGUGUCACAUGACAUUCUUCAUCACUUUCCUGCUUCUGCUACCACAAAGAUGUAAAGGUCUCCUUGAAGUAAUCGGUUCACCUCAACCAAUACUGGCAAUUGUUGGUGAUGACAUCAUUUUGCCAUGUCACCUAAGACCUGCCAUGGAUGUUGCUUCUAAGACUAUAGAGUGGACGAGACCAGACCUGAAACCAAGAUUUGUACAUGUGUGGCGUUCUGGUCAAGAACUACUAGAUGCCCAACAUCCAUCCUAUGAGGGAAGAACAUCACUGUUUAUCAAUGAACUGAAGAAUGGAAAUGUUUCCCUGAAACUCUCCAAGGUGAGACUGUCUGACAAGGGGAAAUACAGAUGCUUCCUUCCCAUGUCUGAUAGUCACUCUACUGUCGAGCUCGUCUUAGGUUCUGCAUCCUCACUGACCGUGAGCAUUUCCAAAGCCAGCAGUGGAGUGGAUCUUCAGUGUAAAUCUGAAGGCUGGUAUCCAGAGCCUGAGGUGUUGUGGCUGGACGGUGAGGGAAACCUCCUCUCUGCUGGAUCUACAGAGAUCAUCAGAGGUCCCAAUGAUCUCUAUACUGUCAGCAGCAGAGUGACUGUGGAGAGGAGACACAACAACAUGUUCACCUGUAGAGUCACACAGAACAACAUCAACCAGACCAGAGAGACACUCAUACAUGUUUCAGAUGAGCUCUUCAUGGUCCAGUCUAGUUCUAUUGUCCGCAUCACCAUCUGUGUCAUUGUGUGCUUCGUGUCGAUCGUUGCAGUUGUUCUUGUUGUGAGGAAAUGUGGACAAAACAAGAAAAGCAAGAAGCACCAUGAGGGUGAGACUGACCUGGGAGAAAGAAAAAUGUUCAGACAUGACAUUGAACAUCAGCUUCUGUUGGAGAAAGAAGGAGACGGAGAUCAACCCAUGACUGGAAAUGAGAAGAUGGAGUUAUUAGAUAAUAUAAAGGCUAAACAAGAUGAGAAGUUAGAGAAGAAAGAGAGAGAACUGGAACUUGUACAACAGGUGAUUACAACACUGACGGAGCAGAAGAAGGAUCUGAAGAUACUGAGAACUCAAAUCAUCUCACUACAGCAGGAAGACAUGGUACUGAUAGAGAAGAACAAGAAGAUGCUGUAUGACACUUAUGCUGUAUAUGGAAACACAAAGAAGAAACUUCAAAAGACCAUAAAGGAUCUGGAAAAGAGAAAGACAAUACAUGAUGACAUGUUGAAGAACACAGAGAAACAACUGGAGUCAACAGAUGCUUUGAUUAACAGAAUGACUGAGAGGAAAGGGAAACUAGAGAAUGAUAAGGAACAAAUCAUAAAGGACCUCAAAGAAACAGAGAGAAGAGGUUCAGGAACAGAUUCAGAGAGAAGAGGUUCAGAGAGAAGAGGUUCAGAGAGAAGAGGUUCAGGAACAGAGAGAAGAGAUUCAGAGAAAGAGAGAAGAGAUUCAGAGAAAGAGAGAAGAGAUUCAGAGAAA
Messenger RNA from Labrus mixtus (cuckoo wrasse), 3338 nucleotides. RefSeq lists its product as uncharacterized. Lineage: Eukaryota; Metazoa; Chordata; Actinopteri; Labriformes; Labridae. The record is from RefSeq and is a predicted model, not a curated record. The annotation marks the transcript as partial. The transcript is spliced from 15 exons.